GCCCGUCGCUGUCACCGCCAGUAGGAGGCUGAGGCGGCUGCGCUUUCCCCGACCGGCCUGCCGCACGCCACCGCCGCUGCAGCAGCUUCUUGCAGGAAAGGGAGCCAUCGCUGCUGCUGCUGCUGCUUGCUGCUGCCGCCGCCGCCAUCAUGGUGCCCGAGGCAGGAGCUGGAGCCGCGGCCUGGGGGCUCUGAGCCCCCCAUCACCUCUUCUUCCCCCGCCGCCCUCGCCUUCCUCUGCCACCGUCGUCGUCAUCGCGCCGCCGCCGCCGCCCUACUCUUUCCCCAGCUUCGGGCCGCCGGUUAUUGCACUUAAGAAUGAAUAUUGAAGAUAAGCUGGGAGGAUUGUUUCUUAAAUGUGGUAGUAUAGAGCAAAUGCAGUCAUCCAGGGAUAUGGUUGGAAUGGGUGCUGCAUCUGACCAAUCGGCAGUUCCUGUGGAACGGCAGGAAGCAGUGCUUCAAGACCGAGCUAUGGCACACCAGGAAAUCCUUUCUGCAGAAGAAGUGCUACAGGAAAGUGAACUUCGACAGCAAGAAAUGAUCCCACACGAUGAACUCAUGGUCCACGAAGAGACAGUGAAAAAUGAUGAUGAGAUGGAGGGGCAAGACAGGCUUCCUCAAGGGCUUCAGUAUGCAGUCAAUGUCCCUCAGAUCAGCGUGAAACAAGAAAUUACAUUUACUGAUGUAGCAGAGCAGCAGAAAAGGGACAAAAAGCUAAUACGAGAGGGUUUAGAUAUGCAAAAGAAGAAGAAAAGGAAACAGCGUUCACCAGCAAAGAUCCUUACAAUAAAUGAGGAUGGAUCACUUGGUCUGAAAACUACCAAAUCUCACAUUUGUGAGCAUUGUCAUGCUGCCUUUAGAACCAACUACCAUUUACAAAGGCAUGUCUUCAUUCAUACAGGUGAAAAACCAUUUCAGUGCAGUCAGUGCGAGAUGCGUUUCAUUCAGAAGUACCUGCUACAGAGGCAUGAGAAGAUUCAUACUGGUGAGAAACCAUUUCGAUGUGAUGAAUGUGGCAUGAGAUUUAUACAGAAAUAUCACAUGGAAAGGCACAAGAGAACUCACAGUGGAGAGAAGCCUUAUCAGUGUGAAUACUGCUUGCAGUUCUUCUCAAGGACUGACCGGGUGUUGAAACACAAACGUAUGUGCCAUGAAAACCGUGACAAGAAACCCAACAGAAGUGCCACCAAAAUUGGCCUUUUGACUCCUGAUGAUGAUCAAGGCUUUCCAAUGCCUUUGAAAGACAGCUCUUUGCCAAAGAAGAAAAGGCAAAAAACGGAGAAAUUGAAGUCUUCUGGGCUAGAUAAAGAAAGUGGGGCAGAUAAAUCUGAGCAUAAGAAAGAUAAGAAUGAUUUUUUGCCUUUGUAUGCUGGCAGCGCUAAGAUCAAGGAUGAGUAUAUGGUGGCUGAAUAUGCAGUGGAGUUACCACAUUCUUCCGUCAGUGGAGGGCACCUACAAGAAGCAAAUUCUGGAGAAAUACACCCACCUAAACUGGUGCUCAAAAAAGUUAACAGUAAGAGGAGCCUAAAACAGCCACUAGAGCAAAGCCAGACCAUUUCAUCUUUAGCGUCUUACGAAGACAGCAAGGUUUCUAAGUAUCCCUUUGAUCUUGUGGAUAAACAAGGCCUGUUGGACUCUGAAGGCAAUGCUGACAUUGACCAAGUUGAUACUUUGCAGGAAGGCCCCAGUAAACCUGUACACAGCAGCACAAACUAUGAUGAUGCAAUGCAGUUUUUAAAGAAGAGGCGGUAUCUCCAAGCAGCUAAUAGUAAUAGCAGAGAAUAUGCCUUGAAUGUAGGCACCAUUGCCUCUCAACCUUCAGUCACACAGGCUGCUGUGGCCAGUGUCAUAGAUGAAGGUAGCACAGCCUCAAUACUGGAUACAUCAGGGCUGAAUGUGGAGAUUAAAGGCAACCAUGACAAAAAUGUCAUUCCAGAUGAGGUACUUCAGACUCUCUUAGACCAUUAUUCCCAUAAAGCUAAUGGCCAGCAUGAAAUAGCUUUUAAUGUGGCUGAUACAGAAGUGACCUCUAGUAUAUCAAUCAAUUCUUCUGAAGUGUCAGAAGUCACACAAACUGAGAAUGUUGCAACAAGUUCUCAAGGUUCCUCAUCCGAUAAAGCCAGUAUGUUACAGGAAUAUUCCAAGUUUCUUCAGCAAGCUUUGGAUAGAACUAGCCAAAAUGAUGCCUAUUUGAAUAACCCAAGCCUUAAUUUUGUGAGUGACAACCAGACUCUUGCAGGGCAACCAGCGUUCUCUUCUAUAGACAAGCAGGUCUAUGCAUCUAUACCGGUCAACAGUUUUCGAUCAGGAAUGAACUCUCCAUUAAGAACAACUCCAGACAAGUCUCACUUUGGACUUAUCGUUGGCGAUUCCCAGCACUCUUUUCCCUUUUCAGGCGACGAGCCAAAUCAUUCUUCCUCAUCCUCUACCCAGGACUUUCUGGAUCAAGUUACUUCUCAGAAGAAGGCAGAAGCACAGCCUGUCCACCAAGCAUAUCAAAUAAGUUCCUUUGAGCAACCGUUCAGGGCUCAGUACCAUGGAACAAGAGCUGGAAUGUCAUCUCAGUUUAACACUACUAAUGGGCAGGUGAACCUGCGGGGACCAGGGACAAGCUCUGAAUUCCCAGAAUUCCCUUUGGUGAAUGUAAAUGAUGCUCGAGCUGGGAUGAACUCUUCACCUGAUGCCACAACAGGCCAGACAUUUGGCUAAGAAAAUCUGUAGAAAUAACACGGGCACUUUAGCAUGGGUCUGUCAAGAGUAAGCAUCUUCUGUAUAAGAUGGAGUCAGUCCUAUCCAAAUUUAAGGCCUUGGGUUACAACAAAAAAGUAAGCCGGUACAGAGUAUUGGCGACUGCUUUUUGUGUAUGUGGUUAGUCACCAUUCUUUUUGAAUUGCCUUAUAUGUGGGUGUCCACUGAAAAGGCAGAUGGUUAUUUGCUUGCUGGAGAUCAGGAGCUUGCUAUGUUGAGAUUUUAUACAAGACAAAAGAAACCAAAAAACCCAGAUAAGAUGUCUCUCCUGUAAUAACUGCUUAGUUUGGUAACAUUGGUUAUUUUGGGGAGAAUGAUAAUUAUGAGAUUAUUCAUUUUGGAAUUUCCUGGUUAGUUAGUCAAGCCAUUGCACUUCAGCAGGGAACAUGAAUAUAGACUGUACAGAUAAUAUGAAUUUAAAAGUUUUAAUGUCAGGAGAUGAUGGCUAGACAACUAUAGUGCAUUCUGGGGGGGGGGGGAAUCCAUUUUAUCAACUCUCUUAAAAAGUAAUACACAUAAUAUUCCUUCUUGGUUUCUUUGAAUUUGCUUUUACAACACAUAGAGAAAGGUAAUUAUGUUUUCUAGAUGCACUCCCCUAUUUAAAUGUCUGAUUCAAUUAAAAGUACUUUAAAAGGAAAAUACUAUUAAUGCAUUUACUUCAUUCCUGAAGUAUUGCAUAUUUCUUUGUACCUUUGAAGGCAAACAUGACUAUGUUUUUAUCUCCAAUUGACAGGUAUCAAGAUGGUUAGGAUUGAACUAAAAUGCUUUGUAGAUGACAUUCCCAUUUCCAUAAUGUUUAUAUGAAUGGUGAACUCCAGGUUUUAAGAGUUUAAAUUGUACUUCAGCCUACAAAUCUGCAAUAAUUAACAUUAGAGCACUUAGAUUCUUUUCCAUUUUUCUUUCUUUCUCAAAAAUAAAACUAUUUUAGACCUUUAGGUUUGAUGUGGCUGCAUCAUUAUCACCUUACAUAACAACAGAAGGGUUAUCUUAAUGAACAGUUUCAUUGCAGUUUUACCAACUAGAGCUGGUGACUGAGAACAGUGACCAAAAGAUAAAUGGUCAAAGUUUUGCUGCAUUUCACAAAUAAAUUAACUGCAAACUU
Molecule: messenger RNA, 3849 nt
Organism: Lacerta agilis (Sand lizard)
Lineage: Eukaryota; Metazoa; Chordata; Lepidosauria; Squamata; Lacertidae
Gene: ZNF148
Product: zinc finger protein 148
Exons: 7
Coding region: 318-2708 (796 amino acids)
Biological process (GO): regulation of transcription by RNA polymerase II
Cellular component (GO): nucleus
Molecular function (GO): DNA-binding transcription factor activity, RNA polymerase II-specific; RNA polymerase II cis-regulatory region sequence-specific DNA binding
Source: RefSeq, a predicted model, not a curated record